Molecule: messenger RNA, 2142 nt
Organism: Rosa rugosa (rugosa rose)
Lineage: Eukaryota; Viridiplantae; Streptophyta; Magnoliopsida; Rosales; Rosaceae
Product: protein NRT1/ PTR FAMILY 5.10-like
Exons: 2
Biological process (GO): transmembrane transport
Cellular component (GO): membrane
Molecular function (GO): transmembrane transporter activity
Source: RefSeq, a predicted model, not a curated record
UCUAUAUACUCUCUGAAACCAUGUUCGGUGAUUCAAAGUUUCAAACUAACUUCUGCAACUUCUUCUGUCUUUUACGAUAUUACAGGAUUAAUAAUUUUCAGCCACAGCCUCGUAAACCAUGCGAUAGUGUCUAUCUUGAUAAUGUACCUCACUGUUAAUUGGCAGAAUCAACAUUUUCAAAUAGCUGCUGUAGUUACAAAUGUGCAAGAAGGGUUUUCAGACAUCUUGGUGAUCAUCUUAGCUCAUUUCUCGCGUACAUACAGGGGUUCGUAUAAUAUAAUUGUCACCACAAACGCUGCCUAUAUUGCUGGACUGGCUAUACUGUGGCGUUCUGCUGAGCAUAUGACCGCAGAUACAGCUGCCAAGGUAUACUAUGGUGCUGUGUUACUGCUGACAUUGGGCGAAGCAGGGCGGUCGGCUGCCUUGAAUGAAUUUCUUGACGAGCAAUAUUCAAGGGAACGGGACCAAACAGAAAUCAUAGACGAUGAAAAACUGCAAGACCGUCAAGAAGCUUUAUGGGGUCUUCCCUGGUUGUUGGGUGCAGUCGUACCGCUUUUCCUUGUAAAAACAACUUGGGAACAAAUUUUCAUGAUUUCAACAAUUGUGAUGGCAGUUUUUUACUUAAUCUUCUGUUGUGGCUACUCCUUUUAUUUCAUAAAUUAUAUUGAAGAGACCAUGUAUCCUAUAGAAGAAGCAGAAAGGGAGGAGAGUGGCACAGACAUAAAAGUGAACAACUUGGAACAAGUACAAAGGCAGAAAAUUUGCCUAGACAAAGAGGAGCUCCCAGAACCAGCAAGAGGGAAUAUUUGGAGUUUAAAAAAAAAAAUGGAAGCAAGGCAUAUUGUCAGACAAAUAUUAGCGAUGUGGCUAACCUUCCUGGUAUACAGUGUUGUUACUGCAGCAGGAAGUACGUUCUUUUUUGAACAAAUGAGUAACUUGCGUAUUCCAAUCAAGAACUAUGACGUUGCAGUUUAUUUCAAUGUAAUCAGCUCAUUUUCGAAGUACGCAAUUUCAUAUCUCUGGGAAUUAAUGAUUCCAAAGAAAAAGAAAUCGCGAGCUCUUACGCUGGUGAGAAUCGGUUGUGGACUGGCUUGUACUGUGCUGUGUUGCGUCGCAGCAUGGCAGGUUGAGAUCCGGAGGUUGAAGGAAAUUAAGAAGCAAGGAGUUGGAGACACUUCAGAGGUUAUUCCCAUGAGCAUCUUUUGGCUAGUUCCACAGUUCUCCUUGUUGGGGAUCAUGGAAGGGCUAGCAGUAGAUGGGUUGAUUGACUUUUUUGUUGAGCGAGUGGCGCGUCCUGAUGAUAAAGUAAUGGUCGAUUACUAUGCAUCCCACACCAGCGACUUCGUCAUAGGUGUUGGAAAGUUACUAACGGCACUUAGCAUUUUGGCGUUUAGACGAAGAUGGUUCGAUGACAGCAUAAAUCUGAGCCGUUUGGACAAGUAUUACAGAGCAUUAACAUUCAUGAGUCUCAUUGGGUUUUGCUACUACUUGUUUGUCUCCACCAUCUAUUACACCAAUAAUGAAUCACAAGAAUCUACGGAAGACGAAGAAAAUGAGACCAACUCGCACAGAACUGAGAAGCAGGAGUCGUCGCCGCCUUUACCACCUGGGCCGUCACCUCCUUCACCACAGGAAUCAUCACCGCCUUCACCACAGGAGCCGUCACCGGCUUUACAGCAGGAGCCGCAAGACUUUCUUUACCAUCAGCAGCCUCCUCCUCCGCAGCACCAACCACCACCACUGCCAACCCAGUAUUAUCUGCCACAGUACCCACCGCCACCACUACAGGCAUACUCUCCGGAGCAAUCAUACCCACCAGCAUGGUCAUUCCAGCCACAGCCAUUCCGCAGUCGUAUAACUCAUACACACCGCAACCGGGCCUGCCUGCAGAGUCGUACCCACCACAGCCAUACCGGCCGCAGGCGUACAACUCAUACCCACAGCAGUCGGGCUUGCCUGCAGAGCUGUACCCACCACAGCCUUCUUACUCGCUUCCAUAUAAUCCACAGCUGUACCAGCCACAAUAAUGCAGACUUCUUGCAGCAGUUUGUGGAUUUGAAUCUGAAGAGUCAGGGAUCUGAUCCUCAAACAAGUUGGGAUAUUUUUAUUUCUUCUCCAGUUCUCCUUAAGUUUCGCAUGUAA